Molecule: messenger RNA, 1145 nt
Organism: Onthophagus taurus
Lineage: Eukaryota; Metazoa; Arthropoda; Insecta; Coleoptera; Scarabaeidae
Cellular component (GO): extracellular matrix
Source: RefSeq, a predicted model, not a curated record
UGUGGUAAAGAGUAAAGUAUUCGGUUAUAAGUCAUUGGAUUCGUUUGUGGGUGGCUCCAAAGUGGAAGGUUCUCGGGUAGGGGAAGUUACAAAAUUACGAUUUUCAACAAACCAACAAUCUGGCUUGCAAUUAAAACAAGGCCUUUCGGUGCGCCGCUAAUUUGUAAUAAUUGACACCCACCUCUAAGGCUUUAAAAGAAACUAUAUAUACUCGCCCAUGGUCGGAAAAACUCAAUAGACCGUGCGUUUCUGUGAUACCUGUGCGAAAGAAACGUGUUCUCUUUAUAUGUUGGAUAACAUGAAGGUCACUCUACUUUUGUCGGUGAUUUCUUUGGUGUCACUUGCGUCUGCCAAGCGAUUUACCAGAAGUGGUUUCUAUUCCACUCCGAACACCCAAUACAUUCAACCGCUUAAUAAUGGAUAUUAUUCUUCGCAACCUGGUUACGAAUUUGUGGGGAGCACACCAUCACCUCCGAUAAAACCAAUUUAUGAACCACACGUUCCAAUCACUCCGGUUUAUCAUCAAUCAACGAUUAGCACAACUCCACUGCCAAUUUUAUCGACGCCUUCGACACCUUAUAACGAGGAUUACGAUAAUUAUAUUUCAAUUACCGAAUCGACACGUCCAAAAUAUUUUGGAACUAAUCAAUUUACUAAUCAAGCUUCUUACGUAAAUCCGGUUGUAGAUCCCGUUGUUGUGAAUCCACAUAUUAAUUCACAAAUUGCCAGUUUUUCAUCUCCAGGUCAUUCUGGAUUUGGUUCAAAUUCAUAUCCAGGUUAUAAUCUAAAUAGAUACGUUCCUCAUUACGCCGGUAAUGCUGCAGCUUAUAAUGGAAUUUACAAUUAUGCGCCAGCUUUUUAUAAAUAUCAAUACGCAGUGAAAGCACCUGAAUACGGUGUAGAUUUUGGUCAUCAUGAAGCAAGACAAGGUGAUGUGACUCAAGGAAGUUAUCAUGUUCUCUUACCUGAUGGUCGUUUGCAAAUUGUCGAAUACACGGCUGACUCAACGGGAUAUCAUCCGAGAAUAAGAUACGUACAUGUGGGCGCGGCCGGACUAAAUGGAUAUUAUUAAUGGAUUAUUAUUAUGCAAUUAGUUCCAUACGCUUACAUGCAUGACGAAUUAUGAUAAACGAUGUGCAUUUACG